Messenger RNA from Mugil cephalus (flathead mullet), 3716 nucleotides. RefSeq names its product stanniocalcin 2a (gene stc2a). NCBI's taxonomy places the organism in Eukaryota, Metazoa, Chordata, Actinopteri, Mugiliformes, Mugilidae. Gene Ontology annotation, cellular component: extracellular region. The transcript has 4 exons. Gene Ontology annotation, biological process: intracellular calcium ion homeostasis. Gene Ontology annotation, molecular function: hormone activity. The coding region runs from base 194 to 1051 and encodes 285 amino acids. The record is from RefSeq and is a predicted model, not a curated record.
UUGACACCCGGGGCUCAGAGAAAUAUAGGCAGCAUCCCUUUCAGCUCAUGCAUUCAGUCCCACAGCUGCCCCGUAAGACACCAAGCCGCAGCUGCGCUGAUCACUGAUCCAAGGUGAACCCUCACACACACACACACACACACUCGCACCGCCGGAUCUUUGGAGGGAAUAGAGGCGCACUGUCGGGGACGCAAUGUUGGUGAAACUGGCCGUGGUGCUGCUGGUUUUUUCAGCGCUGGAGCAAGCAGUGGGAUCGGAUAAUACGGACAUUCACGACAGUCCUCCGGAGAAGCCUGCGAGCCAGAAAGGACGUCUGUCCCUGCAGAAUACAGCUGAGAUCCAGCACUGCCUGGUGAGUGCAGGGGAUGUCGGCUGUGGCGUGUUUGAGUGCUUUGAGAAUAACUCCUGCGAGAUACGAGGGCUACAGGAAAUCUGCAUGACGUUCCUGCACAACGCUGGCAAAUUUGACUCUCAGGGGAAGUCCUUCAUCAAGGAUGCUCUGAAAUGUAUGGCACAUGGUCUACGGCACAAGUUCAGCUGCAUCAGCAGGAAGUGCGUGUCCAUUAAGGAGAUGGUGUUCCAGCUCCAGAGAGAGUGCUACAUCAAACACAACCUGUGCUCUGCCGCUAAGGAGAAUGUGGCCGUCAUGGUGGAGAUGAUCCAUUUCCAGGAUCUAUUCCCUAAAGGUCCGUACGUGGAGCUGGUGAAUAUUCUCCUAAGCUGCGGGGAGGAAGUGAAGGACGCCCUGACUCGGAGCGUUCGGCUACAGUGCGAGCAGAACUGGGGGGCCCUGUGCGACAGCUUGAGCCUCUGCUCCUCCCUCGCCCCGUCUCCCGCCAGCACCGCCGUCGAACACCACCGCCACCCCUUGCCCUCCCACCCCGAACCGGAGCAUCCUCGCCCCCCGCGGCAAGGCGACAAGGACAAAGCUGGUAAGGGAGGGCUCAACUCUCACCCACGCAACCGCAACCAGGGGCCCCGCCGCCAUAAUCCCGAGGCCGCAGUGGUGGCCGAGCAGGAAGACCCCAAGGCCACCGACAUCCGGAGGUGAAAUCUCAGGAGACCGUACCGACCUUUGACUCUUUACACAAUUUAAAAGCCACACUUUCAGACUUAUUUACACCUCCUGACACACACACACACACACACACACACACAUACAGAAACACACACACACACACACACACACACACACAGACUUCUCCAGACAUAGACAAAUUCCCAGACAGACAGACAGACAGACGGACAGACCGAGCAGAAGGAAACAAGCCCCGACCUUUCCUAUCCUUAUUCCACCCUCUCCAGUCAUUCCAGCAGUCCCACAUGGUAAACUUGCAGGGUAAUUGUGGUGUAGCUUAAGCCAGACUGUAGGCCACAAUUUUAUUUUAUUUUUUUAAAUUGAAUAACAAUUGUUAUUAUCAUGAUUAUUUCAACUGUUAGGACUAUCUUGGCUCUAAUAUAGCAUUUCUCAAAUCAUACUGACUGUAAGAUUUGAUUAUAUUUGUAUUAUUUAUUUUAUUCUUUAUGCAAUGUUGAAAUAUCAAAAUGUACAUAGAAAUAUACUUAUCUAUAUUUAUAUAAACAUGUAUAAAUAUAGUUACAAUAUGCAGUACUGAUAGAUGGCAUAGUAUAUGGUGUGCUGUCCGUCGCUCUCUUUGCAGUAUUGCACCCAUCACACAUUGGUCUGUAGAUAUGUAACAUACACGGUUUGUUGUUUCAAAGUGGGAAUAUGUAUUAUAACUAUAGAUACUUGAUGAUUAAAUACAAAUUGUACAGGUUAUAAGUCCAGUUCUGGCACAUAUGAAUUGUAGUGCAUGAUGGCCAUAAAGCCAACAAACUUGUGCAUUCUUAAAGUGAAAGUCCACUCUAAAAAGGAUGCUAAUGUAAUACUAUGAAUAUGAACAGUUAUUCACACUCGUACGCGUCGACAAGUCUCUUGCAAAGUUAGAAAUAACAGAGCCAAGACUGAUCUUUGAUGUCAUCCAGUGAGAACUAACACAGGAGACGCAGUUUCGUGGACUGUUUCAGAAAUAUUUCUUAUUCUCUGAUACGUGUCUUAUUUUUAACUCUUAAAUAUGUGUCACGUCACUCUCAUUCAUCGCUAACGGAGCUUUCGGAAACUGUGUCUUAAGGGACGCUGCAGAUCGAUGUCGUGUGUGUGUGUAGUUUCAGGAGACACAGCUCGACUCGUAGCAACUAGUGACAGAACUAUCAAAGGUGUGCUCAGUGAGCUGGUUUCCCAUUUAGGUGUCAGGUGCGAGUGAAGCGCAGCAAAGAGAGGAUGUAGAGAUCACAAAAACAUCGAGGUGCCUAAACAUGUUAAUGUCCACAGCGACCGCUUGUCUGUGAUUUAAGUGAAUGGAUGACACUGUGUCAUGACGAGAUUUAAUGUUGAGCUAUAUUUUGCAAUGGUGUUGAGCCACAAAAGUCUUAGAUUUUGCACUUUGGAUGACUGUCUGUUUGUGUUGCAGCUUGAGAAAUAAGACCACGCUGCCAGAGUAGUCAUACUCUAAUCAGAGGCUAUUUCAUAUGGCCAACCCUGGUUUUCCUUACAAACGACAGCACCUAGUCCCUGCAUCCCCACGUGCUCCUUAGGACCAGAUUGAGCCCCUUCUGUAGUCGAGCCUUGCUACUUUUCUCUGGUGUCCCAGCGGGAAGGAGAGAGGCUCGAUAGAAACCCGUCCAGAUCUCUGGCCUCUCUAAAUUAGCCCUCAUUCCUCCUUUCUGGUCCCGUACCUGGGUCGGACAUGAAGGCCUGUUAUUCUGCCCGUUAAGGCCGCAGGCAACACAGCGAGGACCCAGGAACUGGGUUAAGUCCACACACGGGGGCUCUGGCGCUGUUAUUCUAAAUGUUAUAUUUACCGAGGCCACCAGAGAAUUCCUCUGGGCCACCGCCAAGAGCCUGCAACACAAGGAGGCAGAGAGGAGCGGAGCGCGAAGGAGAGAGACGUGCUCAACGUGUGUUUUUUUCGUCUUUUUUAAUGUGAUGAUUCACUCAGACUUUACUUCUCCUCGCACUCUUCUUCUUUUCCUCCUUUAGGUCACAGACACAGGCUCUUGACCAUUUCAGGCCAGUCACAUGCUUCAGUUGUGGAAGUGCAGUUUGCGAGCACAUUGCAGCACAUGCUGAGGAGUGCUCGGUUUAAAAAAAAAAACAACAAAAAAAACAAACUAGAAAACAUGCACAGAUUUUGUGGCUCACUUAAGAUGUUUUCACUUAGCUUUUAUUUUUUCCCUGAUAUGCCUAAAGUAAAGUUUUCCCUCCGAGUAAUUUAGAGAUUAUAUGUGAGGCUUUUCUUUCUUUUAUUCUGUUGUGGAAGUUGGGAUUCCUGUGAAAUCCCAGCACAAGACAUAAGCUAAUCCUAAUGAGAAUGUACUGUAUGUGUGUAAAGUGACAAUCUGUUCAGCUCUCUGUCAUUAGCUUUGAUGUGGCUUUUUUUUUUUUUGUAACAAUAUAGUGGCUUGAAUGGCUUUUCUGUAUGUGUUCAGAGGAAAAUAAAGCUAACCAUGUUUCCUGAAUUGUCCGUGCUCCAUCACCGGGUCACUCGUUUUCCUCUGUCGAGCACAAGGACUAUGCUUUCACGGCUUCAAAACACAGGACAUCUUCUAGAAGUUUGUAACUCACUUGUAAGACACCGGGAAUAUGACCCUAUACAUGUCUUUGGACUCCUGAAGUCAGAUGUAUCUUCUUAUCAUUAAAAUAUUUUUUGUCUGUA